Chenopodium quinoa (quinoa) is the source of this 2728-nucleotide messenger RNA. RefSeq names its product transcription factor bHLH140-like. Lineage: Eukaryota; Viridiplantae; Streptophyta; Magnoliopsida; Caryophyllales; Amaranthaceae. Gene Ontology annotation, biological process: double-strand break repair; single strand break repair. The coding region runs from base 234 to 2477 and encodes 747 amino acids. Gene Ontology annotation, molecular function: double-stranded RNA binding; single-strand break-containing DNA binding; mismatched DNA binding. The transcript has 6 exons. The record is from RefSeq and is a predicted model, not a curated record. Gene Ontology annotation, cellular component: nucleus.
GUGGGCCAACUUCUUUUAACCAAUAGAAAUCUUUGUCUACGUGGGGAGUCCAUGGGUACCCUUUUCGUUGCACUUUUCUAAACCAGGGAUACAUGGAACAAUUUUCAAUAGAAAAAAAAAAAAAAUAGAAAAAAAUUAAAGGCAAAAGAAAACUGAAGAACAUUUGUCGAUGUCUCCAUUAAUUAAUUUAAAAAAAAAAAAAAAAGUUACAACUUACAACAAUAGAGAAAGAAAUGGAAGUUGAUGAUUUCAACCCUGACCCGAGUAAAGCAAAUGAAGCAGAAAAUGGAAAGAUUUUGGUAGUAAUAAUGGUGGGUGCACCAGGCAGCGGCAAGUCCACCUUCUGUGACCUUGUCAUGGGCGCCUCUUCUCGUCGCUGGGCCCGAAUCUGCCAGGACAAUAUUAAUAAGGGUAAAGCUGGAACCAAAGCUCAGUGUAUAAGCACUGCAGUUGUUGCUCUGAAAGACAAAAAAAGUGUAUUCAUUGACAGAUGCAACCUGGAUAAAGAACAGCGUGCUGAAUUUGUGAAGCUUGGCAGUCCUGAAGUAGAUGUGCAUGCUGUGGUGCUUGAUUUGCCUGCUAAGCUCUGUAUCUCACGGUCUGUCAAACGCUCAGGGCAUGAAGGGAAUUUGCAGGGUGGAAGAGCUGCUGCAGUUGUGAAUAGAAUGCUUCAGAAGAAGGAAUUGCCACAGCUGAGUGAAGGAUUUUCUCGGAUCACCAUCUGCCACAGUGAGAGUGAUGUAGAUGAUGCUAUUACAACCUAUAGCAGACUUAGUGCACAGGAUACUCUCCCCUCAGGCUGCUUUGGUCAGAAGAACCCAGAUGCUAAGGUCCAGGUUGGUAUAAUGAAGUUUUUGAAAAAAGCUGACCCUCCUAGUUUGGGUUCUGGUUCAAGUAUGACCCAGAGCCCUUUCUCUAGUAAAUCAAUGAAAGAAUCACAAAUCUGUAGUGAAGGAUCCAAACCUGAUGCCUUUGAAGGGGCCAGUAAUGAGGAGCACAAACAUAAUUUGGCACUGGAGUCUGUUUCUGAUGCUGCGGAUUUGACGAAUGCCAUGGAGGAUUCUUCUUCCCUGGACAUGUCUGCCACCCUGGCUUUCCCUUCAAUUUCAACCGCUGACUUUCAGUUUGACCACGAUAAGGCAUCCGAUAUUAUUCUUGAUAAAGUAGAGGAAUAUAUGAGUAAGUUGAAGAAUGCUAGACUUGUUUUGGUGGAUUUGACUCAUAGAUCAAAGAUUUUGUCUUUGGUCAAGUCUAAAGCUGUACAAAGAAAUAUCAAUCCUGAAAAAUUCUCCACAUUUGUGGGAGAUAUUACUUGUCUGUAUUCUAAAGGAGGCUUACGCUGCAAUGUCAUUGCCAAUGCUGCUAAUUGGCGACUCAAGCCCGGAGGUGGGGGUGUGAACGCUGCCAUAUUUAGUGCUGCAGGCCCAAGUCUAGAGGUUGCAACCAAAAAAAGAGCCAAUUCUCUUGCUCCAGGAAAGGCUGUAGUCAUUCCUGUUCCCGCUGAUUCACCUUUGUUUAUUAGGGAAGGAGUGACACAUGUCAUUCAUGUUGUUGGACCAAAUAUGAAUCCCCAAAGACCAAAUUGUCUGAAAAAUGACUAUGAUGAGGGCUGUAAAAUCCUUCGUGAGGCUUACUCAUCACUCUUUGAAGGUUUUGCAUCCAUUCUUAAGAGGUCUGAACUGCAGGACCACAGUGGGCAGAGAAAUGAGAAUGCUUCUGAGCAAAAGAUGAAGAGAGAGAUUUUACACGAUGAAGAAAGAAGCAAGAAAAACAAGGGACUGGAGCAUGAAGUUGGAUCUGGUAUCAAUGUUUUGUGGAAGGAGGAGAAACAGAACAAGUCAAAGAGUGCAUCUAAAGCUUGGUCAUCUUGGGCUCAAGCAUUGUACAAUAUAGCAAUGAAUCCUGAGAAGCAUAAGAGCACUGUUAUAGAUACGACGACUGACGUUGUUGUACUAAAUGAUGCUUACCCAAAGGCAAAAAGACACAUUCUUGUGCUUGCUCGUUUGGAUGGUCUGGAUAGCCUUGGAGAUGUGUGCCAAGAACACCUUCAGUUAUUGAGAACAAUGCAGCAAGUGGGCAUGAAAUGGACUGAGAGGUUCUUACAGGAGGAUGAAUCGCUAAUUUUCCGCCUUGGAUUUCACUCAGUUCCAUCAUUGAGGCAACUACAUCUUCAUGUCAUCAGUCAGGACUUCAACUCGCAGCAUUUGAAGAACAAGAAGCAUUGGAACUCUUUUAACACUGAAUUCUUCCGAGAUGUAGUUGAUGUGAUUGAGGAUGUUGAGAAAUUUGGGAAACCCUCUAUACAAGAUGAGGGACUUCUAUCAAAAGAGCUGCGAUGCCAUCGCUGUAAGAGCGCUCACCCUAAUAUACCUCGUCUAAAAUCACACAUAAGCAAUUGUCAAGCUCCCUUCCCUGCCAUCCUACUUCAAAAUGGCCGCCUUGUACAAGGACCAACUAAAGUAGAUGCAGACUCAUAGAUAAUGCAGUUUUGGUACAUUAAUUUUGGUUUUGUUGUGUAAAUUAGUUAGUUAUUCAAAGUAUUACACUUUCAGACUGAAGUGAAUUGAAAAUAGCUGCACACAUCAAGUGUGAUUUUGUUGCGUAUAUUGGCUAGUCACUGAUUUCUCACUCUCAUUUUGUACAUCUUUUUCUUUUAGGGAAAUCUUACAUGAAUACUUGGAAGUUUAAACAUUUUCUUUCAAGAAAAAUCUUACAUCUGUUUGGUGAA